Molecule: messenger RNA, 1932 nt
Organism: Zingiber officinale
Lineage: Eukaryota; Viridiplantae; Streptophyta; Magnoliopsida; Zingiberales; Zingiberaceae
Product: endoglucanase 9-like
Exons: 6
Coding region: 320-1720 (466 amino acids)
Biological process (GO): carbohydrate metabolic process
Molecular function (GO): hydrolase activity, hydrolyzing O-glycosyl compounds
Source: RefSeq, a predicted model, not a curated record
UCCCAGGCACAACAGAGAGGUAGGCGCCUACCUUCUCCCCAUGUGAUGCGACGAACUCAAUCCAGCCAUCCCUGCUCCAGUCCAGUCCAGUGACUCCCGUCUAUGAACGUUGUCGUCGUCCCAGUACAUUUCGCCAUUGUUGAGUUUAGAUCCUCUGGAAGUUCCAUUUCCAGCUGGAAAAUUCAUUAAAGCACCUUGAGUUGCUUCCAAGCUUGUUUGCGGCGAUCGAUUUUCCACCGAACUCUCGCCUUGCGCGUAUAAAGAAGGGCGGGAGCAAGAAAAGAGUUUAGAAAAUUGGGUUUUUGAAGGAAAAGGAAGGAUGAGUAUGUACGGGCGUGAUCCGUGGGGUGGGCCGCUGGAGAUCUCGCACGCCGACUCCGCCGCCGAUGAUGACCGGAGCCGGAACCUGGACCUGGACAGGGCUGCGCUGUCGAUGUCGUCGCGGCAGCUGGACGAGACGCAGCAGAGCUGGCUCCUCGCUGGGUCCGGUGACCAGGGUAAGAAGAAGAAGAAGAAGAAGAAGAAGUACGUCGAUUUAGGGUGCCUCAUCGUCAGCCGCAAGCUCUUCCUAUGGACCGUCGGCGCCCUCGUCGCCGCCGCCGUCGUCGCGGGCCUCAUCGCGCUUAUCGUCAAGGCCGUCCCGCACCACCACCGCCCCCGUCCGCCGCCGGACAAUUACACCUUGGCGUUGCACAAGGCCCUCAUGUUCUUCAACGGGCAGAGAUCUGGACCGAUUCCGAAGCACAACAACGUGUCGUGGAGGGGGAACUCCGGGAUGAAGGAUGGCAUCUCGGAUCCAUCCCAUGGGAGGAACCUCGUCGGAGGAUUCUACGACGCCGGCGACACCAUCAAAUUCAGCUUCCCUUCCUCCUUCGCCAUGACCAUGCUUAGCUGGAGCGUGAUCGAGUACAGUGCCAAGUACGAGGCCGCCGGCGAGCUCGACCACAUCAAGGAGAUCAUCAAGUGGGGCGUCGACUACCUCCUCAAGACCUUCAAUUCCUCUGCUGACACAAUCGAUCGCAUCGCCGCUCAGGUUGGGCAAGGGGACACUUCCGGUGGCACAACUCCAAAUGACCACUACUGCUGGAUGAGACCGGAGGACAUCGACUACCCUCGGCCGGUCUUCGAGUGCCACACCUGUUCCGACCUCGCGGCCGAGAUGGCCGCGGCUCUGGCUUCGGCAUCCAUAGUCUUCAAGGACCACAAGGCCUACUCUCAGAAACUCGUCCGCGGUGCUUCCACACUCUUCGAGUUCUCAAGACAGCAGAGGGGGCGGUACAGCGCCGGCGCCGCCGCCGACGCAGCAAUCUCCUACAAUUCGACUGGCUACUGGGAUGAGUUCGUGUGGGGUGGCGCGUGGAUGUACCUCGCGACUGGCAACUCCUCGUUUCUUCAGCUGGCCACUCACCCGACCCUCGCAAAGCACGCCGGCGCAUUCCGGGGAAGCCCGGACUCCGGCGUCCUCAGUUGGGACAACAAGUUGACUGGUGCUCAAGUGCUUCUUAGUAGAUUGAGGCUGUUCUUGAGCCCGGGGUACCCUUACGAAGAAAUAUUGAGGACUUUCCAUAACCAGACUGGAAUCAUCAUGUGUUCUUAUCUUCCAGUUUUUGACACUUUCAACAGAACAAAAGUUAAACCAUGGCAGACCUCAGCCACUUCAGUACGUUGUCAAUGCGGCCUUUCUCGCGGCUCUCUACAGCGAUUACCUCGAAGCUUCUGAUUCUCCGGGAUGGUAUUGCGGCCCAAACUUCUUCCCCACCGGAGUUCUCCGUGACUUCGCGCGAACCCAGAUUGACUAUAUCCUCGGAAAGAACCCCCGAAAGAUGAGCUACGUCGUCGGGUUCGGAGGGCGAUACCCCAAGCGCGUUCAUCAUCGCGGCGCCUCAAUCCCGAAGAACGGGGUGAAGUACAGCUGCAAAGGAGGCUGGAAAU